Messenger RNA from Cylicocyclus nassatus, 1273 nucleotides. Lineage: Eukaryota; Metazoa; Nematoda; Chromadorea; Rhabditida; Strongylidae. The record is from the annotation of a GenBank genome assembly.
GGUUUAGAUUCAUUGUAUUUGAAAUCAACAUCGUUUAGUAUUCCAUUCCAACUUCUGAAGGAUGGGACGACCACGGUAUCAAUACGCAUUGAUUGCUGCUUCGCUAGGCACCUUGUACUUCUUAUUCAGAAACAGGCACUCUUAUCAUAUGCAAAUGUGUGGUCUACUCUCAUGGCAUUUAUUGUCGGUACUACUCACUCCAGGAUUAUACAAUGACCAAUCUCUGACAUUGUCUACAUAUGAAACCGAUAUGAUCGUGAGCAGUCAAAGGCGCUACCUUGCCGAUGCAAACUCAUCACUAAUUUUUAUCGGAGGUCUUCCACGUUCCGGAACUCCAAUGAUGCGCAUAAUGCUGGACUCACAUCCAGAUGUACGAUGUGGCAAGGAAACGAGAAUUAUCCCAAAACUACUGCAUCUUGUAGAAAAGUGGAGAAAAAGUGAUGUGGAAAGAAAUCGUCUGGACCAAGCACAAGUCAGCGAUGACCUUCUCAAAAGAGCUUUGGCAUCAUUCAUUGUGCAAAUUAUCGAUGGCCAAGGCAAAUCUGCUCGUCGUCUCUGUAGCAACGAUCCGUCUUCGCUGAAUGCCGGAAAACUACUGUCGGAGAUGUUUCCAAAUGCUCGCUUCAUUUUUAUGAUUAGAGAUGGUCGAGCCACGAUUCAAGAAAUCAUAGAAGCCAAGGCGAACGCACCAGGCUUCAACACCACAAAUCAUCGUGAAUGUAUGACGUAUUGGAACAAGGAAAUCAAAGAUUUGCUAGUUCAGUGUAACGCCAUUGGCAAAAGAUGCUUGAAGGUUUAUUAUGAAGAGUUCCUCAUGUACCCCCAAACUCAAAUUCCUUGGGUUUUGAAGUUUCUUGAUCUACCCACUACGCAAAAAAUUCUUGAUAUAUACAAGGCAAUGACAGAUGGUAAACUGGAGCAGUUGAGAGGUUGGAUUGACAGGUUCCCCGACGACGUUUUACGCGAUGUUGAUAAAAUUGCUCCAAUGCUCCGAUACUUGGGCUAUAACUCAAAUCCGCCAAAAUAUGGUACUGCCGAAGAGCUGAUGCCACAGAGGCCAGACGAACCUGAAAUGGAUGGGUGAACGGAGAAAUUGUUUUUCAAAAAGAAUGUCUUAUAUGAUUUUAUAAUACCUGCUACAGAGAGAGAUAUUUUUUUUAAUAUUCGUUCAUUUUUUUGUGCUAGCUGCCUUACUUUGUUGUUUGAAAUUAGCGUUAAAUGAUUACGGGGCAGGAUUGGACGUAAUCGCAGGUUUUCGUCUCUUUACUUCCAG